This is a messenger RNA of Aspergillus novofumigatus IBT 16806, 1263 nucleotides long. RefSeq names its product CCCH zinc finger protein. The record is from RefSeq and is a predicted model, not a curated record. Gene Ontology annotation, molecular function: metal ion binding. The transcript has 4 exons. NCBI's taxonomy places the organism in Eukaryota, Fungi, Ascomycota, Eurotiomycetes, Eurotiales, Aspergillaceae. The coding region runs from base 1 to 1263 and encodes 420 amino acids.
AUGGAGGCUCCUGCCUACGCUGAGCGCUAUAGACAGGUGAUGUCUAUAGAGCAGACCAAGAACAGCCUGAUUGAGGAGCUUCUGCAAAGAGUGGCAGAGCUUGAAAAUGCUCUUCAGCGCCAGAAACUCGACCAUGAACGCGAGAAGCAUUUUAACCGUGAGAUUCAGAUCCAUGAGAUGGAGUUAAUGAAUGAAAUCACCAGAAUGAACGCACUCAUGCAUCGUGAACCAUACAUGAUUGUACUUCUGGACGGACACGGCCUCAUUUUCAAGGAGGAGUUCCUGAAGCAGGGUGAACAAGGUGGGAAAAAUGCAGCAAAAGAGCUGUCAACUGCAUUGCAAGAUUACGUUACCACUCAUUUCCCAAACAUUGCCUCACCCAAGAUCGUGACGAUGAUAUAUAUGAAUGUGAAGGGACUGGCCGAGCUCUGCAUUCAAGGAGGGAUCAAAGCAGAGCUCCCGGCACUCGAGGCAUUCGUCCGAGGCUUCAAUGGUAAUGGUUUGCUUUCUGAUAUCGUCGACGUCGGCACUGGCAAGAAUAAAGCGAGCGAUAAGAUUGAAGGGAGGGUGACUCUCAUCGAGGGCGUUCCGCUGCAGGGAGACAUGAAGGAUAUGAAGCCGUCCUACAGAGUCGCAAAGUUUACUCAUAUCUUCCGAGAGACGAACAUUGCAUCGGUGUCGGCUCCCCAGGAAACCAAGUCCCGUUCCUCCCUCACACCAUCCCCAGUUCAGCAUGCAACACCACUCUCGAAAACGUCCACAAAUACCACGAUGACAAGUAACAGUCCUGCCUUGCCGACCUCAUCGAGGAAAAUGCCAAAAUCCGAGGAAUUCCAGCCUAUUGUUCGCUCCACUCGUUCUAAGGCAUUGAGCUCCCCACCUCCCAAAAUCGUGGAACAGAAUAAGUACAGGCAGCGUGUCGAUCGCUUUGAUAUCAAGACGAUCCCCAAGGAUGAUUUGAGCCGCAUGAAGAAGCUGAAGCUUUGCAACUAUUUCUACUUACAGGGCGAAUGUCCCAUUGAGGAUUGCCGGCACGAUCACUCACGCAAAUUAACCAAAAGCGAGUACCACAUCCUGAUGGUCGUUGCACGCAUGACGCCUUGUCGCUACAAAUUCGAGUGCGAUGAUCCUGACUGUAUGUACGGACAUCGUUGCCCUCAUAGCGAGCCCGGCAAGAAGGAGUGUGUCUGGGGCUCGACUUGCCGAUUCGAUGCCGCCGCCCAUGGAGUAGAUACCACAAUUGUCAAGGUUACCAAAAUAUGA